Messenger RNA from Paraglomus occultum, 224 nucleotides. NCBI's taxonomy places the organism in Eukaryota, Fungi, Glomeromycota, Glomeromycetes, Paraglomerales, Paraglomeraceae. The record is from the annotation of a GenBank genome assembly.
CAAAAGAAAAAUGUAAUUCGAGAGAAAUCGAAGUUAAGCAAAAAGAAGUUAUAACAAUCGAAGAAGAACUGAGAAAGAAAUUAGAAAACGAAUUUUCGGAAGAGAAAAUUUUUGGAACAUGUAAGAAAAUCGCCGAAUUAAAUUUUCAAUUAGAACAAUCACGAUACGAAGAAACCCAAAAUUUUGAUGAAACUAACCAAGGAUUUCCUCCAAACGAUUACUAA